This is a messenger RNA of Acanthosepion pharaonis, 684 nucleotides long. The record is from the annotation of a GenBank genome assembly. Lineage: Eukaryota; Metazoa; Mollusca; Cephalopoda; Sepiida; Sepiidae.
AUGGUACCUCUCUUUGCGCAGGAUAUUUCUCUCUCUCUCUCUCUCUCUCUCACUCACACACACACACUAUCUAUCUAUCUACCUCUCUUUCUUUUUCUCACUCAUUCUCUAUCUCUUUCUCUCAGUCAUUUUCUCUCUUUCUUCUUUUUCUCUCUCAGUUUCUACCCAUUCUCUUACUUUCAUUGUCUCUCUCAUUCACUUUCUCUCUUUCUCAGUAUCUUUCUUUCUGUUUAUGUCUCUCUCCUUCUCUGGCAGUCUUUCUCCUUCUCUUUGCCUCUUUCUCUCUCUCUCUCUCUCUUUCUUUCUUUAUAUUUAUGUAUCUUUCCCUCUUUUUACUUUUCUCUCUCUCGCUUUCUCGCUAUAUCUAUCUAUCUAUCUAUCUAUCUAUCUAUCUAUCUAUCUAUCUAUCUAUCUAUCUAUCUAUUCCUUUUUCUUUAUCAUUCUCUAUCUUUUUCUCUCAAUUACUUUUUCUCUCUUUCUAUUUCUUUGUCACUCUCUACCUCUUUCUUUCUUUCACUUACUUUUGUCUCGUUCACUCUCUUUCUCUGUCUCUUUUACCCUCUCUCUCUUUCUCUCUGCGUAUCUCUCCUUCUCUUUACUUUUAUCUCUUUCUGCCUCUCUUUCGCUCUCUCUCUCUCUCUCUCUCUCACUCUAUCUAUCUAUCUAUCUCAGUCUUCCCACUAA